CAAGUCACAAGUCACAAGCAAAGCAUAAAAGGCACAGAGGGCAUCUCUUUCUUUUACACCUACCAUUCUACCAUCAUUUCACUCCUUCUCCAAACCAAAUGGGCUCCAAAAAUAUAACUUUGGCUCUCUCAUAUACCUUGGUGUUGAUGAUGCUAGUUGGCUUUGCAAGCUCAAACUUGGACCAAGAUAGAGCUGAAUGUGCAGACCAACUUGUGGGGCUAGCCACAUGUCUUCCUUAUGUUGGUGGUGAGGCCAAAGCUCCAACCUUAGACUGUUGCACAGGAAUCAAACAAGUUCUGCAGAAGAGCAAGAAAUGCCUCUGCAUACUCAUCAAGGAUCGAGAUGAUCCCAAUCUUGGGAUUAAGAUCAAUGCUACUCUUGCAUUGAAUCUCCCUACUUCUUGUCAUGCACCAGCAAACAUAUCUGAAUGUGUUUCUCUUUUGCAUUUGGCACCUAACUCAACGGACGCUAAAAUAUUUGAGGGUUUCACAAACAGCACCAAAGGGAGUAGCACAACAGUUGCCAGUGUUCAAGGGAGUUCCAAUAGCACUGGAUCAAGUGCUGAAGAAAAGAGUGAUGGUGGAAAGCGAAGGGUUCAUGGGAUUUUACUAUGGUUUUUCACGUUAUCACCCCUGCUCUUUUAUGUUUGAUACUAUUUACAUGCCCCUAUAUUUUGGUCAUUAUUAAUUGUAUCUUACUUUAUAUAAUAUGCUAGACUCUAUUUUCUUUUCUCCAAAUGCAUUUGUGUGACCUUUCCUACUACAAGGACUAAUUGGACCAGUGUUCAACUAUUUUCAACUGUUUUCCAUUUGAUGGUGAUGCUACUCUGGAAUAUGAAGACAAAAUUCCUGCAACAAAUGGUAGGCACAAGCAGAGAAGGCUUUACUAUUUUUCCUUUUGGUUUCCACUAAAAAAACAAAGUUAAAAAAAGAAAAGAAAAAAGGCAUAUUAGUUUUGUAAGGUUCUAGCCUAGGUGAUGAUUGGACUAUUUGGAAUUUUGGAUUUGUUGCAAUGACAGGAACAAUUAAUAAUUUGAGCUCA
Molecule: messenger RNA, 1041 nt
Organism: Quercus lobata
Lineage: Eukaryota; Viridiplantae; Streptophyta; Magnoliopsida; Fagales; Fagaceae
Product: Bifunctional inhibitor/lipid-transfer protein/seed storage 2S albumin superfamily protein
Exons: 3
Coding region: 99-650 (183 amino acids)
Source: RefSeq, a predicted model, not a curated record